AAAACGUUUUCCGACCUGAACAAUAGCGAGGAAUCCCGUCGUUCCGCGCCGAAUCUUCUCCACUUCGUGUAUCGAUGUAUAGACUCCGAACCGAUUUAACGGAUGGCUGUACGCUUUACAUUAUAUUUUGUCCCAGUGAUUUUCGAUUGUUCUCGGCGAAUCUAAGCGUCUUUCCUGGUUCGUACUGUAUACCUCGUUUUUUUCGAACGUUUCCGAGUGCCUUUCCAACCCGGUGUUGGGACAUCGUUCGUCGCUCUACACCCUCUACAGUAAGUAAUUCAUUGUAAUACGUAUAACGAAUGACAUCACACUGCUCUGUCAAACACGUAUCGUUGUCCGUUUGUGAAGAGCCGUUGCACGUCCUACCCCUGAUGUCCAUGUCCCGGUCUUCCGGUUCGUCCAGCGGCGGAUCGCCGUCGCCCAAGUACGAAUUUUCUGACGAUUCGGAUUCCGAUCAGAAGCGUCGUGGCACCAGCAGCCGACCCCGUCGCAUGCCGACCAGCAACAGUAAGAACGCUGUGGCAGCGCGUAUGAACCGCAUAAAACAGAAGCAGUACGUUAAGGACCUGGAACAGAAGAUGUCUAGGUUGAAGCGCGAGAUGAGGGCCACCAAGAGGGAGUUGAGGGAACGCGAAAAGAAGUGGGCAAGCAGUCGUCGACAGGUGGCCUACUUACGUGGCAUGAUUGCCAACAGCCAUCAGAUUGGCAGUCUGUUACGCAACAUACGUUGGAGGAACAUCGUACCACAAGGUAGUAAUGUCGACAAGACUUUAAACGAGUUAAACUCUGAGACGAGUAUUGACUACUUUCCUAUAACCACGAGCUCUAGUCUGUUUGAUGGUUCUUUUGAUUUGUUAGAGGAUAGAGUAGACAACAACUGUCAUCCUAUAGAAGAACCUCUUCAAGACGAUGAAGACAGGGCAUGGUACAAUGGUAUCAACCCGUCGACCACUGAGCUUUUUCAAGAUAUGGUCCCAUCUAAACAUGUGUCAAUACGCACGAUGUUACCAUAGAAAAAGUUAUGUGCUUACAUAUCUGUGGCGUAAAUGAUUUUAUUAAUUGAAAAUAAAAGAAGCCGUGAUCUUGCAUGUACAAAUAUUACAUGCCAAUUAUUCAAAUUAGACAUGAGGUAAGUUGAGUUUUAUACAAAUAUUUUAAAUUAUAUAAAUACUUGAAGCAAUUAGUGUGACCAAUUUUCUUAUUAAGGACAGUGGAACUAUACAAUGUUAUAACAUAAGUGAUUUUUGUUUGUUUCCAUA
This is a messenger RNA of Sipha flava (yellow sugarcane aphid), 1259 nucleotides long. Its product is annotated as CREB/ATF bZIP transcription factor-like. The transcript has 3 exons. Bases 300 to 1013 code for a protein of 237 amino acids. The record is from RefSeq and is a predicted model, not a curated record. NCBI's taxonomy places the organism in Eukaryota, Metazoa, Arthropoda, Insecta, Hemiptera, Aphididae.